Molecule: messenger RNA, 1361 nt
Organism: Ictidomys tridecemlineatus (thirteen-lined ground squirrel)
Lineage: Eukaryota; Metazoa; Chordata; Mammalia; Rodentia; Sciuridae
Gene: Prok1
Product: prokineticin 1
Biological process (GO): endothelial cell proliferation
Source: RefSeq, a predicted model, not a curated record
GUUGUUAGGGAUUCAGCUCUCAUCUUCGCCUCUGAGAUCAUCUGAAUAACGCCAGGAAUAGGGAAGGCAAGAACAGAGAUGAGGCAUCCACAGGCAGCCCUGGACCCGACCAUAUAAAUCUAGGAGGAGGGUGGGGCAGGAGAGCCUGGGCUUCCCAGUUUGCUGGGCACGAGGCUGAGCCGGGGAAGCAGGAAGCAUUGGAGAAGACCGUGUUUUGCCUUCACUCCAGGUGGCCAUGACAGGUGCCAUGAAAGUGUCAAUUAUGCUCCUCCUAGUAACUGUGUCCGACUGUGCGGUGAUCACUGGGGCCUGUGAGUGGGAUGUCCAAUGCGGAGCACGCACUUGCUGUGCCAUCAGCCUGUGGCUGCGGGGGCUGCGGAUAUGUACCCCACUGGGUCAGGAAGGAGAAGCGUGCCACCCCAGCAGCCACAAGGUCCCCUUCUUCCGGAGACGCCAGCACCACACCUGUCCCUGCUCACCCAACCUGCUGUGCUCCAGGUUCCUGGAUGGAAGGUACCGCUGCUCCGUGGACUUAAAGAACAUCAAUUUUUAGGAGCUUGUCCAGGCUCAGAUGCCCACCAGGCCUCCUCCCGAGUCCAGCCUGGGGUCACCUCUUCUGGAUUGUUAUUUCUACCAUGCAGCCAGCCCCCCCACCCCAUCCCUCAGUCCUAUACUGCCCAUCUGGAUCUUUCCUGCCUGGUAUACAAGAGGGCACAUGGACCAGCGACCUUCACUAUGGCACAGUUGGGCCAGCCUGUGGUUGCUGGCCCUGAGAGGUAGCCAGCCAGCUUCUCUCCCCAGUUCAACCUUCCUGAGAGGCUGUGAGCUGUGGAGAGGACAUUGUCCUCCUCCCUGAGCCAGACAUUCCCCAGCACAGGCCCCUGGGGGCAUUGCGCUUGGCCCUCCGCCCUAUCAUGUGAGGUCUGGGAGGGCCAACCUGAGGAUGGUUCCUUCUCCUCUGUUGGAGUAACUCCUGAUUUUUAGACCACAGGCCUAAGGCCAGCUCUUCCCAGAGGGCAUAAGGCAGUCACCUGGAGUUGGGUGUGGGACUGCCGGUUAGUCAGGCAAGCCAACUUCCUCAUAACUCUAGUCCUGUGACCUUGGGCCAGCAAAGUCUCUAAAGCCCUUCCUAACACUUAGCUCCAGCCCCAGGGUUUCACCAUUACAAUGAAAAUGGUGGGGCCUAAUCUCAUUUGAUGUGGACAAUUUAGAAGGGGAUUAGGGAGUUUCCUUACACAACCCUUUUCCAAGGAUCAGUCCCAGUGAGCAAAUCUGCAACCUUGAGGCAGGUCCUCCCUCCCCUGCCUCGUUAUGGAGGAGCAGGGCCCUCUGGCUUCCAAUAAAAGAAGGAUCCAAACCAA